UGGUGUGCGCUUCUUAUAAUCGGAUGCAAACCUAUUUAUAUUCCAUCCUUUAUUCUCUCUUUCUGGUCCGCCCCUUCCCAUCUCAUCUAAUCUCUCUGUCCUCAGCUUUCACUCCAAACCCUCCCAAACCCUAACCAAACACCUCACCCCUCUCCAUCCAUCCCUUUCGCCCAAUCCGACAAUCCACCGCACGCCGCGCAGCUCCGGCGGAAUAAAUCCACCAUGGCGGCCUCCACCACCAGCCAGGUCUACAUCCAGGUAAUCGACGAUGUCAUGAACAAGGUUCGCGACGAGUUCGUCAACAACGGUGGUCCCGGCGAGGAAGUUCUCAAGGAGCUUCAAUCCAUAUGGGAAUCGAAGAUGAUGCAAGCUGGUGUAAUUGUUGGUCCCAUAGAAAGGUCCGUGCUACCUAAGCCAACGCCCGGUGGUCCAAUUACUCCAGUUCAUGAUCUUAACGUGCCUUAUGAGGGGACUGAAGAGUAUGAAACUCCUACAGCGGAAAUGCUUUUCCCCCCUACGCCGUUGCAAACUCCUCUUCAAACUCCUUUACCAGGAACUGUGGAUAACUCGAUGUAUAACAUUCCCACUGGACCUAGUGAUUUCUCAUCUGCUGGAAAUGAUUCUGGAGUAAAUAAUGAGAUAAAAGGUGGAAGACCUGGUCCAUACAUGCAACCUCCUUCUCCCUGGGCGGCGAACCAGAGGACUUCACUUGACGUCAAUGUUGCUUAUGUGGAAGGGCGGGAUGAGCCAGACAGAGGAACUUCUAAUCACCCUCUGACACAGGACUUCUUCACAAUGUCCUCUGGGAAGCGGAAACGUGAUGAAACUGCUUCACAAUAUAAUUCUGGUGGAUAUAUACCUCAGCAAGAUGGAGCUGGAGAUGCUGCAUCUCAUAAUUUUGAAAUUGAAGUAUAUGGAGGGGACAUCUCAAUUGAUGCAGAUCAGAAUACUUUUAAAGGAAAAAUGUCAGCACAUUUGGAAAGGACAGCUUCUCAGAUUCCUCAACUUGAUGGACCAAUUCCCUUUGAUGAUGAUGUGCUUUCUACUCCAAAUAUAUACAAUUAUGGAGUGUUCAAUGAAGACUACAACGUUGCAAAUACACCAGCUCCUGAAGUAUCAGCAAGUACCCCUGCUCCUGUUGCUCAAAAUGAGGUUGAUGAAGAAGAUGACGAUGACGAGCCCCCCCUAAAUGAAAAUGAUGAUGAUGAUUUGGAUGAUUUGGAUCAGGGUGAGGAUCAAAAUACUCAACAUCUUGUUUUGGCCCAGUUUGACAAGGUGACACGUACCAAGAGUAGAUGGAAGUGCACCCUAAAGGAUGGUAUCAUGCAUAUAAAUAAUAAAGACAUUCUCUUCAAUAAGGCAACUGGAGAAUUUGACUUCUGAUUUUGUCAGGGAUUGGUCUGCCAUUUAGUGGCAGUGCUUUGGUGAAGUUGAGUAUUUUGUAAUCUUUCUUUGAUUAUAAUUAUUAAAUUAGAUCUGGAGGAAGAGAAAAGUCCUUAAUACUUUCGCCACUGUUAUAUUGAUGUUGGCCUGUUGUACAUAAAGGAUGAGCAAAUUUUGGCCUUUACAUGGAUAGGUAGUCCGAGGCAUUUCCCGAAGUUUGCCAUUUGUCUAGUGGGAUAUGUAUGUCUAUUACUCUAUUAGCUCUGCAUACUUGGACAUUUUGUUUUCCAUUUGAGACUAUAUGAUAUUAGACAUUUUAAACUGCCGUGACUCUCGUUUGUUUUUUGGCCUUCCUAAAAACGACGAUAAUGACUACUGUACAGGUUAUAUGAGGUUACUGUAUUGGAGAACAAUCUAAAGAAUUGAACCUAAUUUUUGUCU
Molecule: messenger RNA, 1824 nt
Organism: Cajanus cajan (pigeon pea)
Lineage: Eukaryota; Viridiplantae; Streptophyta; Magnoliopsida; Fabales; Fabaceae
Product: transcription initiation factor IIA large subunit
Biological process (GO): transcription by RNA polymerase II; transcription initiation at RNA polymerase II promoter
Cellular component (GO): transcription factor TFIIA complex
Source: RefSeq, a predicted model, not a curated record